Molecule: messenger RNA, 2415 nt
Organism: Schizophyllum commune H4-8
Lineage: Eukaryota; Fungi; Basidiomycota; Agaricomycetes; Agaricales; Schizophyllaceae
Exons: 6
Coding region: 1-2415 (804 amino acids)
Cellular component (GO): nuclear inner membrane
Molecular function (GO): chromatin binding
Source: RefSeq, a predicted model, not a curated record
AUGUCGCGGCUGACGACAGCGCAAGUGAUUGCGCAGGGGCACUACCUCGACCCCGACUUCAACCCCGCCUCGCUCACCGUCUCCCAGCUGCUCGGCGUCUUUGGUUACCACAACAUCCAGUACCCGACCCCCUACAACAAGCCCACGCUCGUCAAGCUUUUCAAUGACGAGAUCAAGGCGAAGGCGAAGAAGUUUAAGAGGGAGCGCGUGAAGAAAGAUAACUCGUUUGCGAGCGAUGAUGGGAUUACGGACGGCGUGACGGGCCAGCCGUUGAAUGGGGGACGCGCUGCUCCCCAGCCGCGUAGAUCAUCCCGCCGUCUUUCCCGCCAGCCCUCGGAAGAGUCUGAGCAACUUGUCGCGCUCCCGGAUCCACCGAAGCGCCGUCGAUCAGCACAACCUGCAGCCGCACCCUCGAAGCGCGCUGCCCCACAACCUAUCCUCAUAGAAGAAAGCGAGCCCGAGGACGAAGUCGAAGAAGCCCCGCCGCGCAAGAUUGGUAGGCGCAAGAAGAACGCCGACGGCACCAAACGCUCCACUCGCCGUGUCUCGACGAACGAUGAUAGUGGCUGGGAAGACAACAAUAUCUUCCAGUCGGGUGCAGAGUCGUCUUCCCCUGCUCGCCCAUCCCCUCCGCGGCCUAAGGCGCGCAAGAGCUCUACCUCGCGCAAGUCCAGGCUGUCCGCGUCAGCACAACCCGAAUCACCUCCGCGUCCCCCUCCGAAGAUGCUUUCUCCUUCGCCUGUCCGCGUCCCGCCGUCUCCCCCAUCGCCCAUUCCUAUGCGCGCGCCUUCAGGGCCCUUCACUUUCGCGUCUUCAUCGCCGGGCCCUUCAGCUCCUGCGCACAGCGGUGAUGAUGGUGACAAUGAAUGGGAAGAAGGUCCGACGGGCGUCAGCGAGAUACCAGAGCUGGCUCUUAUCCCGGAGGAUGGUGACGACGAGUCGGAGUACGAGCAAGGCGAAGAGUACGAGGAUGUCGAGGUACCGAUCAAGGGCGAAGAAGAUGACGACAAUGACAAAGUCAACGCCGUCGCUCAACGCAUCUCCGAGGGACCGCGCCGCAAGCUCUCACCUCCGAAGCUGCAAGCUGAAGAAGUCGCGCCGCCAUCGCCUAUCCGCCGUCUGUUCCUCACCGUCAUCCUCCUCGCCUUGGGCUACUUCACUUGGUCGUACAAGCAAGAGAGUGCGAAGAUUGGCUUCUGCACGUUCGAGCACAACGGCGAGCCGAUGAACGAGUUUCUCCUCGAGCUGAGGCAACACCGUGCGGAGAUCGAGGAGCAGUGCCAUAUCGAGCAACAGAAGCACCUGGAGCAGAUGAAUGGCACAGCAGACGCGAACAGUACACCGUUCUUCGGGAACAGCACUGUAUGCGCGCAGGCGGCGCUUCUGCCUGUACCCGACGCUUGCACGCCCUGCCCGGCGCACGCAAACUGCACUCGCACCACUCUCGACUGCAACCUCAAAUACGAACUGAAGCCGAACAGACUUCUCUUCUUCGCCCCGCCUCACAAUCGCGUUAACCUUGAAGGAGGGUGGCUAGAUAUCUGGCGACUCUUGGACGGCUUCCCCGGACUUGGACCUGUCGCGUUCCCUCCUCGUUGCGUCGACGACGGCAAGUGGACAGAAGGGACAUUGCGUACCGCGAAACGGUUGUCGGCCUUGCUCCGUGGGCUGCGUUCGAAGCGGCUUUGUUCAGGGCAAUUCGAGCGUUACAGCGUUGAGGAUGGCGGUGAGGCUCGCCAAUGGGGUCUCACUCGCGACGAGAUCUACAAUAUAUUCGACAAGAUGACGGGUAACAAACCGAACAAGGAUGAUGUCGAGUACGCAUUCAAUGAUGCCCUUCGACAGCUGUCGAAGUUGGAGUUGAUCUUUGAAGGCAGGGAUACCAGUGGUCAGCGAUACUACGCUCAUAAGGAAGUACAGCUAGGCUGGAAAUGUUGGGCGAAGGUCAACAUACGGGAGACUUGGGCUUACUAUCGCCUUUACGUCUUCGGGAUCGUUGCUUCAACCCUCUUCGCCUGGUACAAGCUGUACUCGUUGCGGGCACAGAAGAUCGACACAGAGCGCGCGCGCGACCUUGCUAUGGAGGUUCUGGAGACCCUUCAAAACCAAGUGAUAACGCACUACUCGGAUCCCGUGCGCGCGCCGGAGCCUUACGUAGGGAGCGCACGCAUGCGCGAUCUGCUCUUGCAGAGGGAGUGGAACAACUCCUAUCGCAAUAAGAUCUGGAGGCGCGUGGAGAAGCUCGUAGAGGGGAACGAGAAUGUGCGGGCGAACCUGGCGGAGGAGGGCGGCGGAGACGAGAUGCGCGUCUGGCAGUGGGUUGGGAGCGUGGGCAUGACGCCGAUGCGCCCGAGGAGGAACAGCAACCCCUUUGCCCCCGACUACGACGAAGGCGAGGACCUCGUCGCCCAAUAG